Messenger RNA from Anas platyrhynchos (mallard), 3961 nucleotides. NCBI's taxonomy places the organism in Eukaryota, Metazoa, Chordata, Aves, Anseriformes, Anatidae. The record is from RefSeq and is a predicted model, not a curated record.
GGUGUUUGAGGGGUGAUGAGUUUAAAAAAAAAACAAAGAAAUGGGCCUCGCCGCUUAUUUCCUGUGAAUGUGCUUCUGCUAGGCUGUGUGCUGUUCAACUGCCUUGAAGAGGAGAAUCAUACCAGUGCCAGGGAAGAGACAAACGAAGGUGAUGUGAAGGCAUUUUGGACCCAGCUGGGAAACAGAAGAGUAGACAUCAUAUUUGAGCAGGUGCAAGAAGUCCUGCUGCUGCUAAAGGAAAAGAUCAAGAACGGAACUGCCACAAACCAAGAAUGCUGGCAGGCUUGGGCACUGGUGAACGAAGCUAAUCUAGGGGAUCUUUUAACUUCGACAAGUGAAAGCGAAGCAGUUGAUGGAGAUGGUGCACAGGAAAUCGAACCUAAAUCGAAUCAACUUGUUACAGAUGCCAGAACUGCAGACUCUGCAGGAGGUUCUCAAAGCAAAAAGGAGGAUGUGGAAAAAUCGGAUUCAGGGGGCGAAGAAGCAUCUAGUGAAAUUGGACGUGUCCCUUUAAGCCCCCAGUAUCAGAACCACAAGUGCUCUAGCGCGUGUCUCACCAACAGAGCAGCAAGCGCCUACAAGGGUGAAAAUCCUCUGCAGAUCCCCAUCCUGCUGCACUUCCAAAGACGCCACGCAAAAGCAGACUGCCUUUCGAAGUCGCUGGAUGUGAAUUACAAAGCUCCCUGUGGCAGGAGUCUGAGAAGCUUUCAGGACGUGCAGAAUUACCUGUUUGAAACAGAAUGCAAUUUCUUAUUUAUUGACCACUUCUCUUUCAACACCUACGUACUGCUGGGCAGGAACACUGUAAAUCCCAAACCCCUCGUGUAUGACUUCGAUAUCAGCAACGGAGCUGAGUCUGUGCCCGUCUCCUUCUGUAACGAUAUCGACUGCGCACGGUUACCUUAUUUUAAAUACCGGAGGGCAUCGUGGCCCCGUGGGUAUUACCUCAACAAUUUAUCCACCAUGUUUCUUGAUUCGUGUGACUGCACAGAUGGCUGCAUUGAUAGGUCAAAAUGCGCGUGCUUACAGCUAACUGCAAGAGGCUGUCAUAAAGUUUCUUUGUCUCCAAGUACUAAAACGUCUCGUGGAUACAGUUAUAAAAGACUGGAAGGGCCUGUUCCCAGUGGAAUUUAUGAGUGUAGCGUGUCGUGCAGGUGUGACAAGAUGAUGUGUCAGAACAGAGUGGUACAGCAUGGCAUUCAAGUUCGCCUGCAGGUGUUCAACACGGAGAAGAAAGGUUGGGGCGUCCGCUGCCUGGAUGAUAUCGACAAGGGGACGUUUGUUUGUACUUACUCAGGCAGAUUAAUGAGCAGAGCUGAAGCUCAAGUAUUGGGAGGUGCCAGUCAAGACAAAAAAGAGGAGAGUGCUGUGAAUGACAGCAGGCACGGCUUUUUUUCCAAAAAAAGGAAACUUGACAGUAGUUGCUCAGAUUCUGAGAUUGAACUAGUGCAGACUGGCAAGGAUCAUGUUCUUGAGAAGCAGGAGUCUUCGUCUCAGGCUGUGGAUAAUGAAGAUGAAUCAUCUGAAGUUCACCCAAGGAAUUCGAGUGUGGCAGCGGUGAGAAGGCCUGGAACUAGAAUAGCUGUUGUUCAUAAUCACCAGCUACAAAUGGAAGUUGAUACACUGGUGCGCAGUGCCAGCUCAGACGAAGAUAAUAGUUCUCAGCCUCAUCAGUCAAGCAAAGCAAAACUAACCAGUGGAGCAAAGAAAGGAAAAAGAUCCAGUCAGCAGCAGAAGGAAGACCACGCGAUGAAAGCUGGACGGACAGAGCCUGCUGACACGGACAGUGCUGAAUGCAAAAGGAAGAGUCUGUCUCUGCAGGGUGUUGCUUGCGGCAAGUCGGAUGUGCUGAAUGACACGCGUGUUACGAGGCCAUCCAAAAGCGUUGCCCAAAAAGCUAAGCACAGCGAGGAGAAUCGCAGGCAGUCAAAACAAGGCACGUUUUGCGAGGAGGCUGACGGUGAUGGGUCGCUUCUGAACGCUAACGAAGGAAAUAUUUAUAUACUGGAUGCCACGAAAGAAGGGAAUGUGGGUCGUUUUCUUAACCACAGCUGCUGCCCAAAUCUGUUUGCACAGAGCGUGUUUGUAGAGACUCACAACAGAAGUUUCCCAUGGGUGGCUUUCUUCACAAACAGGCACGUGAAAGCUGGAACCGAACUCACAUGGGAUUAUGGUUAUGAAGCUGGAAGCCUGCCAGAGACGGAGAUUUCCUGCCAGUGCGGAAUGCAGAUGUGCAGGAAAAAAACCUUAUGGGAGAGGGAAACUGAAGAUUUCUGCAGUGGGCUUGCACAGAAACCACAGACAAACCUUCCUGCUCUAGGUGCUCUCCAGAUAAUGGCGAAGAUGGUGAGAAGAACGUGUGCGUUCUGUUCGGAAGGGGAGUCCGGCUCCAUAAUGUACAUUGCCGAAGAGCAAAACAUUGCAGCUCAUCGGGAUUGUUUGCUAUUUUCCUCAGGAUUUGUGGAAUCUGAAGAGUAUAACCCAGAGAAUCUGGACAUCAGGUUUGACGUGGAAUCCGUAUUGAAUGAACUCAAGAGAGGAAAGCGCCUGGUGUGCAACUUCUGCCGCAAGAAAGGAGCCACGGUGGGGUGCGAGGAGAGGGCCUGUCGCAGGAGCUACCACUACUUCUGCGCGCUCUGCGACGACGCAGCGAUAGAAACCGACGAAGUGAACGGAGUCUACCGAGUGUUCUGCCCAAAACAUGACCCAGGCAAUAGGACCAAUCACUAUGAUGCAGCUAAUAAGAGGAAAAGGCACGCACUGAAGUCUUCCACCAUCACAGAACAAAUGAGCACAGACAAAACAGCAGAAGAGAACAGAUUACGAAUAUUAAAAAGAAAAAACAGCAGGCACAAAGUCCGAAUAGACUUCCUCAGGAAAUGCAAGCAAGCCGGGCUGCUGGAUGACAUCUUUGAAGAAAUGCUGGACACGCUGCACUUGGCACAGGAGAAGCUGAUGGAUGACAACACUUCGGAAACAGAGUAUGAAGAGACAGUGAUGUCACUCUUCGACUGCGGGCUGUUUGAAAACAUACUGACCAAUAUUCAUUCAGGGACAGAGGAAAAAAUCCAGGAACUUCUGGAAAGCAGGAAACAACUGGAUCACCAGAUUGAGCUACUGCAGGAUUUAAAAGAAGUCGUCCUUCCCCCCCAGGAGAGCGCUGCCAGUACCUCCAGUACAGCAUCUGAAUAACCCCUGGGGCUGUCUGUAACGGUGUCAAUACUGAGAAUUUUCUAAGGAUAGAAAACAUAGAGCACGUCAGGUCAGUGUGUAAGUGAUUUCCUUUCCUCCCCAAAGUUAGGGACACAAGCAAAGACUGGGUGUUUUACUCAUUUUUUAUACCUCACUGUUGCAAUAACUUUAAGUUGUCCCUGUCUUUAAAUUUUAUUGUGGAUAAAUGAGUGGUAUAUACCAAAUUUAGCUCCUUUGAAGCUGAAGAGAACCCCUUCCCCCAGGACUUUCUUUCCUCAAAGACAAGGGAGCAUCAGCUGCCAGAGAACACACUUCAAAGUCACUUUACUCGCAGCAGCCCUCUUCUGCCUGUGGGAGGUGGCUGCAUCACUGUCUGCAUAUAGACGGUGCUGUUUUAAGAACCACAGUGCUGCUUUGGCUUGCCAAAGAAGAUAAAUUAGCAGAAGUUGCAUUCAAAGACACCUUCUGAAUUAGAAAGAGUUUUUUUAAAUUGAGCAUACAUUAAGCAGUCAAUGAGGACUUAGAGCUGCUGUAAUGACAAGGGUAAAAUGGUGUUUGCAAGCAGGCCGGCAAGGGCUGGCUGCCAUGCUCCAAUCAAAAUGGAAACGGAUCUCAAUCAGAGGGACUGUCUCUUCCUUUCUCCAUUAAGGAAGGCUGUAACUUCUGUGUUUUAGCUGAAAAGCUACUAUAUUAAAAGUAUUUGAAUACAGAAAAGCAUUGUUUAGCUACAAAAGGGUAACUUAAUAAAACUUUUUUAAGAAAGCUGUGU